AUGACCUCUCUUUCCACCAACAACGAGCUCCAUCAGUGUCUUGCUGGUCUAUACCUUGGGGGCCUGAACAUCACAUCUAAAGUUGAAUGGAUAUAUGCAAAGGCUCGCCACUGCCAUGUUCUCUGUGCUAAGGGUGCCGAUAGAACAAAUGCAUGGGCGCAACUUGAAAGAAUCAUGGAUGAAAGCUUGCUGGGAUACGAAGAUUUCCCCACAUACAUCAAGAACCUAAUGCUGGGUGGUACUCAUCACCAUUACUCCUUAGUCAAUGAGGAGGGUGCAAAUGCACCUCAGAUCAAGUCGUGCUGGGAUAAUAUUCGUUUUCUGGCUACUCCUCAGCAGGAGUAUGAGACCAAGUCCAAAACACGAUACAAGCUUACUCCAGGCAAUCAUGCAGUUGCAUUAAGAUUUGCUAAUGCAACCACAACUCAACAGCCACAGCAGACAGUCCUUGAGUCCUUCAGGACAAAACUGCGGAAACUUCAAGAGAGACUGAACAUCCUGAGGUGGAAAAAGGGCCCAGCACAACACCAACAGAGCCAUGCACCCCAGAAAACAAAGGCAAAGAUUAUAACAAUGACGAUGGCGAUGACAGCACUGAUGGUGAUGAUGAUUCAGCAUUGGCCUGUAUCACAGGAAAAUGUCCCCAUGCAUGACAAGAUGUUCAAGAUGGCAAACCAAUCCUUUACCUCAGAGGGCAAAAAGGCGACCUUCUCCACAUGCAUCGAGGAGAUUAUUGUCCUCUGA
Cantharellus anzutake is the source of this 744-nucleotide messenger RNA. RefSeq lists its product as uncharacterized. Bases 1 to 744 code for a protein of 247 amino acids. Lineage: Eukaryota; Fungi; Basidiomycota; Agaricomycetes; Cantharellales; Hydnaceae. The record is from RefSeq and is a predicted model, not a curated record. The transcript is spliced from 8 exons.